Molecule: messenger RNA, 3186 nt
Organism: Gracilinanus agilis (Agile Gracile Mouse Opossum)
Lineage: Eukaryota; Metazoa; Chordata; Mammalia; Didelphimorphia; Didelphidae
Gene: SLC22A13
Product: solute carrier family 22 member 13
Exons: 13
Coding region: 1-2700 (899 amino acids)
Biological process (GO): transmembrane transport
Cellular component (GO): membrane
Molecular function (GO): transmembrane transporter activity
Source: RefSeq, a predicted model, not a curated record
AUGGCGGCCGACUUUGCCCAGGUGCUGGCCGAGAUCGGGGGCUUCGGCCGCUUCCAGGUCCGGCUGCUCGUCCUCCUGGCCAUCCCCAGCUUCCUGUCCGCCUACUACAUGUUUGCUCAGGUCUUCAUGGUCCUGGACGAGCCCCACCACUGCGUUCCUGCUCGCUGGCUCGAGAGCUUCGGCUCCAACCUGACGGCCGAGAUGAGGCGGAACCUGAGCAUCCCCAGGACGGACGCCGGAGAGCUGGCGUCGUGCCUCGUGUACGCGCCUCCGCCGGCCGGCUGGAGCCUCCAUGACGUCCUGCGCUACGGCCUCAACGACACGCAGCCUUGCCGGGAGGGCUGGGAGUACCCGGAGAAGACGACGCUGACCCUGGAGAACGAGGCGCAGGCUCCGUCCUCGCAGGGCCCUGACGCCAUCCCAGGACUCUCUGCUCUCCCCGCUGCCCCUGGAGAUAAAGAAGCCGAAGCUCACCAGCAGGAUGCCGAGACCUCGGGAGGGGGAUGGACGCUGCAAGGGGGCCAGUUGGGCGGAACCCAGAACGGAACGGGAGCCCAGUCUGCCGGGAUCGUGGAGGGCUUCGGAGCGAGGCCGGAGGAGGGGAGCGUCUCGGGCCGUCGCCGGGGCGGAGACCCGGAGGACGACCCUGAAAGGCGGGAUGAGGACGAGGGGCCGGACAAGUUGGAGAACGAAAGGGCGAUGCCCGGUUCUGACGCUUGCCGUGUGCUCUUGGACCAGUCAGCCUUCCGGCGCCUCGAUACAACCCGCAAACCCCAGAAGGGGGGCCCCGUCCUGCCCUCAGGGAGCUUCCCUUUGGGAGGGGAACAGGAGGGAGGCCCGGAGGGGUCCCCCAGUGCACCCUCCCUGUGCGGGUCACGGAGACAGCAGGGGAGCCCAGCGGGCAGUGCCAGGUGGCGAUCCCAGCCUCGCUGGAGGCGUUGUGUUGGCUCUGACGAUGACGUGUGGGAAGCCCGCGAGCGCUUCCUCGAGCACGGCUGCCUUCUAGUGGACGCCCCAAACCUCUCCAAGCGCCCUUCGCUCGGGGACCCCCGCCAGCUGCCUCGGAGCCAGCUCUCGGGCACUCGGGCCGGCCGUGUCCCUCCUCUCGUCUCCCACAUCCAGGGAGGCUUCUCCCCCUCCUCACCGGCCCUCGUUUCGCCCACCAGACAUGGUGUCUCCUUCCUAGAACAUCAGCCCCCCCCACAUCGGGGGCUCCCGCUUUUGUUUCCCCCACACGGGCGAGGACCAAUAAGGCUCGUCCGUUCACUGACCCGGCCUUCGGCGUGGAGGAUGCCACAGUCCUGUGGGGAAGGAGGGGCAGUCAGAGAAGCAAAGGAUGCCGCAGGGCCACAGUGGACAACUCCGGCCUGCAGCGGGGCCCUGGCGCGCCGGCGCCGCGUGGACUCAUGGAUGAGCAGGCCCAGACGAGAUCAAAGGCCCGCAGCCCGGGGGGCCUCCCGGCAUCUGCCCGGCGACCAGCCCCAGCAGAGGCGACGAGGGGGCGACGAGCCCUGUGACGUGGGCCCAGCGAUCGAGGGAGCCCGACGGGAGGGACGGCUGAAUCCGGAGACCACAGCUGUGCCGGGAGAGCUCGCUUGGGCCCACAGGUCUUGUGACUUAAUUAUUAACAAUCUGUCUUGUUUUGACAUGGUUGCUUGCAUGCUGUCUCCCACAUUAGAAGCCACAGAGUGGAUCAGUGCCGCCAAACGGACUCAGGCUGUGGUCAUCUCCCAGUGCUUCUUCUCAUUGGGGCAGAUGGCCUUGGCUGGCCUGGCCUAUGGGAUUCGCCACUGGAGGCUCUUCCAGAUUGUGGGCACCUCCCCCAUCUUACUGCUGUUCUUCUAUUGGUGGGUGCUGCCUGAAUCUGCGAGGUGGCUUCUGACCCAAGACAGAGUGGAGGAGGCCAAAGAACUGGUCCAGAAGGCGGCGGCGAUGAAUAAGCGCAGCGUGUCUCCCGAGACCCUCAACCAGCUGGCUUCAGAGAAGACGGCACCCAAAGGAAAUGUUCUGGACCUGUUCCGGCACCCUCGGCUCCGGAAGGUGACGCUUAUUCUGUUCUGCGUCUGGUUUGCCGACAGCCUUGGCUACUACGGCCUGGGCCUCAACGUGGGAGGCUUUGGCCUGGACAUCUACUUGACGCAGCUGAUUUUCGGGUUGGUAGAAGUGCCUGCCCGCUUGUCCAGCAGCUUCAUGAUGGAAAAGUUUGGCAGGAAGAAGAGCCAGAUGGGGAUGCUGAUCAUGGGCGGCCUCAUGUCCCUCAUUAUCAUCUUCAUCCCUUCAAAUUAUCCCACCAUCAGUACAGUGCUGGCCGUGGUUGGGAAGUUUGCCACAGCUGCAGCGUUCACCAUCUCCUACGUGUACUCUGCAGAGCUCUUCCCCACCGUCAUCAGGCAAACAGGAAUGGGCAUAGUGGCCAUCUUCUCCCGGAUCGCCGGCAUCCUCACACCUCUGGUGAGCCUCCUUGGGGACCACCAUCCUGCCAUCCCUUUGGCCAUCUAUGGGACCUUACCAGCCCUCGUCGGGAUCCUCUGUAUAAUGCUUCCUGAAACCAAAGGAAAGACUCUACCAGACAACAUAGAUGACUCGAAGUCAGGCUCCCCCAGAGAGCCCCAGAAUCCAGAGCCUCACCCUACUGAAAAAGGACUGGCGCCAGCCCAGGAGAAUGCCAGUGUGGGCUAUCCUCACACCACCUACUUCUGAGGAGCCAGGGGCCCAGUGGCAGGCAGAAAUGCCACCAUCUUCUGUCCUGUGGAGCUGGCAGAAAUGCCACCAUCUUCUGCCCUGUGGGGUUGGACACUUGGGCUCUUCUCACUCCAGACCCAUCCUCAAUGGAAGGGACAUCACUCCAAGCCCGGCUUCCUCAGCCUCCUGCAGCCAAGGGCUCCUGGCCAUCUCACCCCUUGGAUCCUGGAAUGACAAUCCAAUGCAUCUCUUAGCAGCUCCUUCUAGCUGUUCCCAUCAAGGACCCUUCAUCUCCAGUCCCCUGGUCUUUGCAUUGACAGUCCUCCAUGUACUCCUCUCCUCCUCUUGGAGGCCCCAGUUUUCUCCCAUAUAAAGCUCAGUGCAGGACUCAAGGCAGACACUUUUCUGGUUCCCAGCUUUCCAUGUUAUGCCCCUGCCCCCAAUAAAAUGAAAACUCCUUGAGGACAGGCUCUUGCUUUUAUACCACCAGCUCCUAGCAAAGGA